Exophiala oligosperma is the source of this 1115-nucleotide messenger RNA. RefSeq lists its product as uncharacterized. The coding region runs from base 1 to 282 and encodes 93 amino acids. The transcript is spliced from 2 exons. Gene Ontology annotation, molecular function: DNA binding. NCBI's taxonomy places the organism in Eukaryota, Fungi, Ascomycota, Eurotiomycetes, Chaetothyriales, Herpotrichiellaceae. The record is from RefSeq and is a predicted model, not a curated record.
AUGUAUCACCAUUUCGAUAACGAUGUGGUCUGUCACAUCAGUCACGACGUGUCACUCAUGCAGCCACCCGAGGCGACUAUGUUCUUUUCGGAUGAGUCUGAUCUUUCUUCAAACUUCGGGUUUGUCGACACCCACGACGAUGCCGCGAUGCUGAUCCAGGCAUGCCUCCGAGGCAGUCUGCAAGUGGUCAAAAGACAACCCAUCUCGCCAGAACGACCUUCUGUCGCACAAAGCGGACACGUUUUCAUCUACGAGGCAAAAUCAUCCGGCAUUCAGCGUUGAACUGAUGGGCGGCAUUGGAGCUCGAGUCGCGUCUUGGGUGAAUUUCUCAUAUACGGAGAGCGAUCAGCUGCGCAAAAUCAAUCACACAACACGGAAACUGACAAACCAUCUCUGCUGGUGAAGGAUGGCUUGGACGCUGGGCACCAGCGGCUUUAUGGCCCACUGGUGAACUUUAGGCACAUCGAACCCGAAAAGCCUGAUCAAGAAAACCAUCACUGUGAAAAGCAGCGACAACUUUGGCGCAAUUUGGCACUUGGUGUCAUACUACCGGCCUGUUGAUGUUUUCCAAGGCCGGUUGCAAACUCCAAAAACGAACCAGGAUCUCAUUCUGCAACCGUGGCAACUACCAAGAAAUCCAAUACCGUACGGAAACUCGUACAACGGCCACCGAGUUGGGGAAAGCAGCUUAUCGCCAACGACACACCUCUGGGACAGUUCCCAUCAUGCUCAACCAGACUGGCCCGUGUUGAAAGAUUCUGACCGUUACCACAUCGAUUCCCACCAUCCGUUUUCAGAUCUUGCGGUUUUCGAUAACGCUGCCCUGCCCUGGUCGAUUGAUGGCGCGUUGGAUCCAAGUCUGUUCCAGUAUGAAUGCAGUGUUGACGGCAGUUUUAUCUGGUAGCGCCUCAAUUCAGACCCUAUGACCAGGAUAUGAUAUGCGGAAGCCAGAAGAGAGUCAUUGACGGCGUUGGAAUUGAGGUGUAUGGGUCCUGGAGGAGGGCAAGGCUUGAUGCUGACGAUCCCAGCAAAGGUCCAGAUGACAGUCGAGCCGAUUAAUAAUCAAAACCAAUUCAUGAUUUGGAAACCGAGCCGCGUAGAAUGCAUGAUGACGG